Molecule: messenger RNA, 1737 nt
Organism: Strigops habroptila (Kakapo)
Lineage: Eukaryota; Metazoa; Chordata; Aves; Psittaciformes; Psittacidae
Gene: DSCC1
Product: DNA replication and sister chromatid cohesion 1
Exons: 10
Coding region: 58-1386 (442 amino acids)
Biological process (GO): maintenance of mitotic sister chromatid cohesion; mitotic sister chromatid cohesion
Cellular component (GO): nucleus; Ctf18 RFC-like complex; chromosome, centromeric region
Source: RefSeq, a predicted model, not a curated record
GCGGGGCGGGACAGCGCUCCGGCGCGGGUUUCGGAGCGGGUCGGCGGUGCGGGCGCCAUGCGGAGCCGCGCGGAGGUGGACGCCACGCUGCAGACGGCCAAGUUGAACCCGGCGGAGCUGUUGCCGGUCGUACAUUGCCUCAGCUUCGGUCCGCAGGCGGCCGCCGGAGAGUGCUGCCUGCUGCAGCUGGAGCCGGGCCUCUGCGCAGAGAUCGAGGCGGGGUGCAGCCUAGUAAUCCGAGGUGAAAAGAAUGAACAAGCAGUGUUGUGCAGCAAAGAUAAAACCUAUGACAUGAAAAUAGCAGAUACCUCAAAUAUGCUGUUGUUUGUUCCUGGUUGCAAAACUCCAGAACAGCUGAAUGCAGACCAAGCAUCUUGUAAUAUUAUUCAUUCACAGAUCGCUGGUUUCUCCAGUAACUAUUGGGAAUUAAGGAGAUGUCGACCAAAACUGAAGAAACUGAGAAAGCUUUUAAUGGAAGAUCCGUAUGAAGGGCCAGAUAGUCGGAAAGAUCAGGCUUUGACAUUUUCAAAGUAUACAACAGAAGAUUUGUUAAGUCUGGUUCAAGCAAGUGAAGAAGAAAUACUGCACCAUUUGCAGGUGAUAGAUGCCUGCAAAAUUGAAGGCCCGUUCCACAUCCUCAUCUUUCAAGGUGCAAGUCACUUCAAAGCACUAAGGUCUGCUUCCAUAGUUCCUAUAACCUCUGCUGCUAUGAAGCUGAUCAAAAGGAUAAAACCAAGCAGGCCCCAAGCAGGCACUGACCAGUCUGGCUUUUCCCAGGGAUAUUGGAGAAUUCUGGAAUUUGACUAUGAGAUGAAACUCUUGAAUCAUGUGAUUCAGCUAAUAGACUCAGAGUCCUGGUCUUUAAGUAAGGUUCCUUUACGUACCUGCCUUGAGGAACUUGGAUCUCUAGAGCCCACAGAGAUGAUAGAACACAUUCUUCUAAGCUAUGGAAGGAAAUAUUUUGAUGAUGCAGGGGAGGUUUACUUUGAGAUGCAUGAAGAUAAAAUAUGCAGAGCUAUAGCACAAAUGCUUUUGCGAAAUGCAGUUAAAUUCAAUUUAUCAGAGUUUCAAGAAGUCUGGCAACAAAGUGUCCCUGAAGGGAUGACAGCAAAGCUUGAUCAGCUUAAGGGCUUGGCUCUUGUGGAUAGAAGCUCAAGACCAGAGACCAUCUUUCUGCUAAAAGUAGAAGACUUACCUGAAGGCAAUCAGGAAAGAUUCAACAGCUUAUUCAGCAUACGGGAAAAGUGGACAGAACCGGAUAUUACCCCUUAUAUACAAGACUUGUGUGCAGAGAAGCAGACCGUUGGGGCUCUUUUGACAAAAUACGCUCGCUCCUCAAUGCAGAACGGUGUUAAAGUUUAUAAUUCUAGAAGACCCAUCUCCUAACAAGUAUUGUUUUAAGAACUGAGAAUACUGAAUGGAGUAACAGUGAAUGUUACUCGUUGCUGCUUUCUGGGGAAAGGAGUUGUCAACCAGUAUUUAUACAGCGUUCUUGAGUUUAAGCAGCUAAGCUUCUUGAAUGAAUUCUGCUUUCUGCUCAGCUAAGUAGAAUGUGAGGGCAUUUGCCUCUUCUAAGAAACUACAGUGUCAGCAGCCUUUGCCCCCUCUUUCCCUAGUCUCCCCGUUUCCUUUCUGUCUGUAGUUAUGCCAGGAGUUGAGCUGCUUCUUGAAUACACUUUAGUUGUCUAUCCAUAAACUGAAGUCUGACAUUAAAAAUGAAAACUUCCUUGAUGAUAA